GAAUAGUUACCCCGAUAGCUGUGCCAGCGCUGUCCGCGUGCGGCAGCGACCAGCACAGCGCCCAGUGUCCGACCGACCACACACUGCAGCCAUGAAGGCGGUGCUGGCCAUUCUGGUGGCCACGGCCGCUUUGACAGCGGCGUCUCGCUUCGGAAUGCCGUAUGGGCGAGCCGUUUCUCCAGACCCGCAGGAGGAGUGCUGCCAGGACGGGGUGCCGGUGUGCUCGCAGCUGAGCCGGCGGCUGCGGGUCCCCGAUCUGGGCUGCGAACUGCUGUGCCGUGCCCAGGGACACCCCGGCUCGCUGGGCUGCAGCUACCGGCCGCCCGUGGCCACCUGCGGCUGCCGCAACGACGCCGCCCUCUCCGCGGCGCUGCCUCCAGAGGCGGACGCCGACUACGCGGCCCAGCCGGAGCUGCGCAUGCUCGGCGGCAGAGUACCGGACCUCAGGACUCUGCCGCGUACGAGAUUCUAACAAGCGACGUCAUCUUGCACCUAUAAUUUUCUGUCCUGGCAGCAUAUACGUCGUCAAAUGGUAACACUUAUUUCAUACGGUUCCAGCUCAGUAGAUGAGACGUUCGGCAGCUGUUAGUUUUGACUAAUGAGAAAUAAUGUUGCUACAUCUAUUUGUGUGUCAUAGUGAACUAAUGAGAUGAAUCUGCUCUAACAUCCCAACCCACCACUACAUAUCUCUUCAAAAACCGUUCACCUUUCCUUAAUAGCUAUGGGUUGGUAAUCGAUUAUCUGGUUCUGGUGUUACUUAAAAACUGUCCAUUUUAUUAGGUUAAUUAAGUUUCAAUAAGAACUGACGCAACAGUUAUUUAGCUAUACAAAAUCAUUUGAUUUUCCUUAAUAGCUAUGCGUUGGCAAUAAAUUAUCUGGCACUAGUGGCAAUUAAAAA
Schistocerca gregaria is the source of this 898-nucleotide messenger RNA. RefSeq lists its product as uncharacterized. Lineage: Eukaryota; Metazoa; Arthropoda; Insecta; Orthoptera; Acrididae. The record is from RefSeq and is a predicted model, not a curated record. The transcript has 2 exons. Bases 92 to 472 code for a protein of 126 amino acids.